Molecule: messenger RNA, 2036 nt
Organism: Symphalangus syndactylus (siamang)
Lineage: Eukaryota; Metazoa; Chordata; Mammalia; Primates; Hylobatidae
Gene: STARD10
Product: StAR related lipid transfer domain containing 10
Cellular component (GO): membrane; intercellular canaliculus; cytosol
Molecular function (GO): lipid binding
Source: RefSeq, a predicted model, not a curated record
AAAUAGUAACCUAACGGUCCAGUCAUCGUUCUGUGGUUCUUUCUUUUAUGAUUCACAAGGAAUGACCCUCUUCAUAGCCUCUCCUAAUUCAGUCCUCACAACAGUCCUUUUACAAAUGGGACAGCUUUACAGUCCUUUUACAAAUAGGACAACAGGUUACAGGAAGUCAGGCAGAUUCCCAGCAUCAUAGAGAGUAAAGGACCAGGGAAGGAUCAGGAUUCAAGGACUGCACCCAGGCUCUGCUUCCAGCUUGCUGUGUGACUUUGGGUAAUUUUGUUCCCUUAGGGACCUGAGCUUUCUCAUUUGUAAAUGCGAACAGGCUGCUGGGAAGAUCAAAUGAGAUCCAGGGGUGAAAACAGCUUAGUUUACUUUCAGGAAUUUACCCACGCAGUAUAUAAAGGCAAAAUAUUAUUAUAGUCGGGUGAUUGUAGAUUGAGGAACUCAUUUCCUCAUUCUGCAAAUUGCAAACCUGAGGGCCCCAAGAGGGACAGGGGCUUGCCCCAGGUCUCAGCAGGCUACGAGCAAGAGCUAAAGCCUAAUCCUCCUGCCUUUGGGCCUGGAGCCCUUCCUUGUACCCUAGGGGUCAGUGUCUUUGUUGGAUACAGGCUUAGAUUGACUGACUGUACCCUGAGAACCUAGGGGAGUCCCUGUUCCCAAUUCUUCUCCUACCCCCACCUUGGCCUGAUGGAGGAAGACCCUGCUGUGUCGAGAUGACCACCAGAGGCAAGAAGCUGAGGAGGAUCUGGAGAAUUCUGGAGGAAGAGGAGAGUGUUGCUGGAGCUGUACAGACCCUGCUUCUCAGGUCAGUGGCCCAGAGGAGGAAAGAGAAUCCCAGAGAGGCCAAGAACUCACGGAGAGCCCCACGGCGAGGUCCCAGGAAGGUGGCGUCAGCAUCUGCAGCCGCGUCGACGUUGUCGGAGCCUCCGCGGAGGACCCAGGAGAGCCGGACUAGGACCAGGGCCCUGGGCCUCCCCACACUCCCCAUGGAGAAGCCGGCGGCCUCUACAGAGCCCCAAGGGCCUCGGCCGGUCCUGGGCCGUGAGAGUGUCCAGGUGCCCGAUGACCAAGACUUUCGCAGCUUCCGGUCAGAGUGUGAGGCUGAGGUGGGCUGGAACCUGACCUACAGCAAGGCUGGGGUGUCUGUCUGGGUGCAGGCUGUGGAGAUGGAUCGGACGCUGCACAAGAUCAAGUGCCGGAUGGAGUGCCGUGAUGUGCCAGCCGAGACACUCUACGACGUCCUACACGACAUUGAGUACCGCAAGAAAUGGGACAGCAACGUCAUUGAGACUUUUGACAUCGCCCGCUUGACAGUCAACGCUGACGUGGGCUAUUACUCCUGGAGGUGUCCCAAGCCCCUGAAGAACCGUGAUGUCAUCACCCUCCGCUCCUGGCUCCCCAUGGGCGCUGAUUACAUCAUUAUGAACUACUCAGUCAAACAUCCCAAAUACCCACCUCGGAAAGACUUGGUCCGAGCUGUGUCCAUCCAGACGGGCUACCUCAUCCAGAGCACAGGGCCCAAGAGCUGCGUCAUCACCUACCUGGCCCAGGUGGACCCCAAAGGCUCCUUACCCAAGUGGGUGGUGAAUAAAUCUUCUCAGUUCCUGGCUCCCAAGGCCAUGAAGAAGAUGUACAAGGCGUGCCUCAAAUACCCCGAGUGGAAGCAGAAGCACCUGCCUCACUUCAAGCCAUGGCUGCACCCGGAGCAGAGCCCGUUGCCGAGCCUGGCGCUGUCGGAGCUGUCGGUGCAGCAUGCGGACUCACUGGAGAACAUCGACGAGAGCGCGGUGGCCGAGAGCAGAGAGGAGCGGAUGGGCGGCGCGGGAGGCGAGGGCAGCGACGACGACACCUCGCUCACCUGAGCGCCGCACCGCACCGCUUCAGGGACGGAGACAGGACCGGGCGAGCCCCUGGGGUGGCGGCUGCUCCUGCGCUUUCUCCCCUCCCCCACCCGGCACCUCCUGGUGGCACUGGGCCGGGCCCAGGCGGGUGCUGCAGCCUGGCUGGACAGAGCCCCAAUAAACGAUCCCACAGCCUCA